AUGAGGGUGCCCCUGCCGGGUCCCGCGGCCGCCGCCGCCGCCCCGGCGGCCGGCCGCGGGCCCUCGACGCCCGGCGGAGGCGGCGAGGGCGGAGGCGCCGUCGCUGCUGCCUCAGGCGCCGCGGUGCCCGGCUCGGUGCAGUUGGCGCUGAGCGUCCUGCACGCCGUGCUCUACGCCGCGCUCUUCGCCUUUGCCUACCUGCAGCUGUGGCGGCUGCUCCUGUACCGCGAGCGGCGGCUCAGUUACCAGACCCUCUGCCUCUUCCUCUGUCUCCUGUGGGCAGCGCUCAGGACCACCCUCUUCUCUGCCGCCUUCUCCCUCAGCGGCUCCCUGCCCCUGCUCCGGCCGCCUGCUCACCUGCACUUCUUCCCGCACUGGCUGCUCUACUGCUUCCCCUCCUGUCUCCAGUUCUCCACUCUCUGUCUCCUCAACCUCUACCUGGCGGAGGUUAUAUGUAAAGUCAGAUGUGCCACUGGACUUGACAAACACAAAAUUCUACUGCAUUUGGGCUUUAUAUUGGCAAGCCUCCUCUUUUUAGUGGUGAACUUGACUUGUGCAAUGCUGGUCCAUGGAGAUGUCCCAGAAAAUCAGUUGAAAUGGACUGUGUUUGUUCGAGCACUAAUUAAUGAUAGCCUGUUUAUUCUUUGUGCCAUCUCUUUAGUUAGUUAUAUAUGCAAAAUUACAAAAAUGUCAUCAGCAAACGUCUACCUCGAAUCAAAGGGUAUAUCUCUGUGCCAGACUGUUGUUGUAGGCUCUGUAGUCAUUCUUCUCUACUCGUCAAGAGCUUGUUAUAAUUUGGUGGUGAUCACCAUAUCUCAGGAUACACUAGAAAGUCCAUUUAAUUAUGGCUGGGAUAAUCUUUCAGAUAAGGCUCACAUAGAAGACAUAAGUGGAGAAGACUAUAUAGUAUUUGGAAUGGUACUCUUUCUGUGGGAACAUGUGCCAGCAUGGUCAGUGGUACUGUUUUUCCGGGCACAGAGAUUAAAUCAGAAUUUGGCACCGGCUGGAAUGAUAAAUAGUCACAGUUAUAGUUCCAGAGCUUACUUUUUCGACAAUCCAAGACGGUAUGAUAGUGAUGAUGAUUUGCCAAGGCUGGGAAGUUCACGAGAAGGAAGUUUAUCAAAUUCGCAAGGUUUGGGCUGGUAUGGCACCAUGACCGGGUGUGGCAGCAACAGUUAUGCAGUCACUCCCCACCUGAAUGGACCUAUGACAGAUACUGCUCCUUUGCUCUUUACUUGUAGCAAUUUAGAUAUGAACAAUCACCAUAGCUUAUAUGCAACACCACAAAACUGACAGCAUUAAAUUUACCAAGUCAUAAUUCUUGAAUUGUUUUUCAUGAAUGUGUAUAUUCAACAUGUUUAGAUCCCAUCUACAUAAACAUUUCAUCAUCUGUUGCAACUGAGAACAAAGCCUGGAAAUGUGGCUGUGCCCAGUGGAGGACAUAGCUGAUACUUGUGACCUCUUCCUAGUAAAAUGAAGUAGAACAGAAAAUUUGGAGAGGAAGAAAAGACGAAUUAGAUCUUAAGGCACUUGAGAUGGCCUCCAAACACCCUGACUUUGGAACAUCAAAUGUAUCUUUGCCUAUUUGCACUUUUAUCUUUGUUCCGAAAGAGUAAACUGCAGUCCCCAAACUCAUAUCCCAGUUUUCACACUGGCAUAUUAUAUUGUACACCAAGUUGGGAGACAAUUUUCCUACAUAAAUCAAAGUCUGUGUAUUCUGUGGUGUACUCUAUAUAGAAUUCUUACCCAAUAAAAGUUUUACAGUGUGAACUGUGUACAGAAUUAAGGCAUAAAAUGUAUCAUUCUUUUUAAAAAUCUCAAAAUAUUUAAUCACUGGAGAUAGUUCUUUUAAGCAUGACUUUAAAAUGCCAACUGAAAAUAUUUAAGCAAUCAUUUUAAACAGAUGUUAGUAGUGAUUCUUUACAGUGAUAACCAGCAGUGUUCUUUGGAAAGCCACAGUCAUUUCUUCAAAAGUAAAAUAUACCAUUGCAAAUUGUGUUGCUACUUUGAAGUAGAAUUUGUCAAGUGAUUAUUUCGUAUGAUUAAGAUACAUGUAGUCGAGUUUAAGCAUGAUUCUUCAAGAAAGCAAUAGUGAUUUUUGGAAAGAGAAAUUUUGGUAGAAACUUCUUGGGACUAAACACAUUAACAGAUGCAUUUGAGAAUUAUUCAUAAAAUGUACAAUUCUAAGUUAAAACUUGGUACAUUUUAAAAAGCAUUCUAUUUAGCUAAAACAAGACAUGGCUGACCUUACCUAUUGAUGCAAGAUUGUCCUCAGGUAAAUUAAAUCAUGAUACAUUACUGCAGUGAGCUCAAGUGCAAUACUUUGUAAGACAUAUAAUUUCUCCUGUAGUUUUAUAUUUUUAUUUUAUAUGUGGGCAGAGCCAAAUUAAAUUGAAUUCAAAUUAAUCCCAGCACUAAAAUGAGUAAAUUUAUGUAAAAUAAAGGUACUAACUAGGUAAGUAUAAAACCUGUGGUUAAUAUUGCAAUACCUUUAGAAUUGCGCUAAAAUUGACUUGAAUAUCCUAUCCCAAAUCUAAAAAAUAUAUGGUAGGCUAAGAUAAUAGGGAAUUUAAAAAUGCACUUUUUCUACCAGUGUCUAUAUGGAAAAAAGUAGAUGCUAAAUACCUCAAGAUGCCAGUGGAACAGGCAACACUGGGAAGUUAUCACAGCAUGCUAAAAGACAACUAACUAUACAAUUGUCUGCUGAUCUGUUUCUUCAGAAUUGAAACUAAUACAACUGUCUUUUUCUGUUGUCUACAUCGAUUAGAAAGUUAUGUCUUAUUUGUUCAAGUACAGUCUUUCAACUUUUUAAUAACGAUGCAGUAACGACAAAAAUAUACAGUAGGUGAAAAGCUCUAAGGAAUAAACAAUUUUUAAUGAUUUCCAUCUUUUGGGAGGUUGAUACACAGCCAAAGAAAUUUCUUCUUUUUACAAUUUCUUUACAUUUUACUUCUUUAAAAUGUAUUUAUUUGUUGUUUCACUAAAUUAUAACAAAAUUAUAAUAUAAAAUUAUUUCAAAUUCAAUCAGAACCAUAAAUUUAGUUAUGUUAUUUUGAGUUUGUUUAUAAGAAGUUCUUUCAUUGUAACCAAAUUAUUAGAAAAUGCACAGUACAAAAGUUAACCUUGGUAUUAAUAUGACACAUAACAUGCACUUAAUUGCAACUUCAAUUUUAGACUUCUUUUCAGGAUGCCAACUAUUUCUUUUGCUAAUAUUAGAUACCUAAUUAUCUAGAGCUAUCUAAAAAGAUCUGUGUUGGUUUUGUUAAUCCUUGGAGUUCAAGGUGAUAAAGUAAAUUUGUUCUAGUAAGGCUUCCCCAGAUAAUGUUCUUAUUUGGCCAGAAAAACAAAGAUUACUUUAAAAAAUAUAUUUCAGAUAAUAUAACUUUGUUCUUUUAGCUAUAUUGACUUUUCCAAAUUUCAGAUUUGUUAAGUUUAUUCUUAUCACUGACGAAGGUACCUGAAUUCUUGCAUUUGUCUUCUUAUUCACAUCUUCCACAAUACAUCACCAAAGACAAAGACAGAUAAGGUUCUGGCCCAAUUUUUCUUAAAAAUUCCAAAGCACUAGGAGCACUUUAAGUUUGGUCUUGAAGGAAAGAGUUGUUUAUAAAAUCAAAGGGCUACUGAUUCCCUGUUCAUCCUGUACUGAAGCACAUGAUGACAAUUUCAGACCUUCGUUUUUGGUUCAUUAAUUACAAAAGCAAAUUUCAUUGCUUAAGUGUGUAAUUCUACAGUGAUUAGCAGUUAUUUGUUUUUAUUGUUACAAUUGGGUGGCUAUUAAUUUUGAAGCUGUUAUCACUCAUUGUAUCUGGUUGUAGUUUUAUGGGAGAUAUAAUUUAUAGCUCAAGUGGCUUUUUUAUGCAUAGCUUUUUUAUUAUUUAACAGUGUUUCUCAGCUAUAUAAUCAGUUUCAAACUGGUUGUAAAAGUAUAGCUGUGGCCAAUGAAUGUAUUUAUUUGUUGUUUCACUAAAUUAUAACAAAACACUACUGUUAAAAAUAAAAAUGUUUGUGGUUUUAUUUGGAGGUCUAGUUUUCUUAAUCUCUCUCAAUGAACUAUAUAUACUUAUUGCAUUUCUCCAUCAUGUAAGGAUAAGGACCCUAGUGCUACUACAGAAAAGAGAAGAAUAUCGGGAGUUACAAACAAUAGUUUGCUUACAUCUAAACAUCAAAUCAUUUAGGAAUAUACACCAAUUUGAUAUGAAAUGCCAUAUACUUUAAAAUACCAAUAAAGUAUUAGAUAAUACAUAUAUAUCCAAAUAUUAAGCUAUUAAGUUCCUUAUCUGGAGUAAUGUAUAACCUGUCCCAUUCCCCUUAGAGUAUUAAACAGAAAUCAGUUUAAGUAGUCCAUAACCCCAGGCAGCUAUUUUUCGAUUACUCAAGAAAUUCCUCAGUGAUGCUUCCCUUUCCCUUAAAAGCUACUUUCUUUUUUUCCAGAAUAGACUCCUUUCAAGUCCCCCCUCCAAAAAGACCACCAAAUUUUAAAUAUAGUAUCAGAAGCUUUAUUGACCCCCUAAAGUCCACAAUUCCUCGGGAGUCUACUGACUCUUGCUAUAAAGAAUAUUUGAAUGAAGGUGUGACCUCUAAUAUAACAAAGUCACUUUAAAAGCAAUUUACUCAACAAACAUUUAUUAACCAUUCAUAUGCCAAAAACUAUGGAGAUUAAAAAAUGAAUAAAGGUUUUGUUCCUGCCCUUAAGGAGCUCACAUUCUAGUAAAGGAGGCUUUAAAAAACAAAAACAAUACAGUACAAUAAGUAAUACAAUAGAGGUAGGUUCUAAUUACAGUGAUGGCACAAAAGAGGAAGUUAGAUGACUCUCCAUGAAUGGAGGAAGAGAAAUUUCACAAAGGAGAUACUUAUACCGGACCUGCAAGGAUACACAUGAAUUUUCUAGAUGGGGAAGGAGGGCUAGGAUACUCAAUACAAAGAUAACAGUAUGUACCACGGUGUGGAGCCUGACCAUGUAGCACACAUAGAGAAUUGUGAGUCUGUUUAAUCAGAACAUUGUCAGGGUGA
Messenger RNA from Loxodonta africana (African savanna elephant), 5010 nucleotides. It is a transcript of the gene GPR137C, whose product is annotated as G protein-coupled receptor 137C. The coding region runs from base 1 to 1293 and encodes 430 amino acids. Lineage: Eukaryota; Metazoa; Chordata; Mammalia; Proboscidea; Elephantidae. Gene Ontology annotation, biological process: positive regulation of TORC1 signaling. The record is from RefSeq and is a predicted model, not a curated record. Gene Ontology annotation, cellular component: lysosomal membrane. The transcript is spliced from 7 exons.